This is a messenger RNA of Somion occarium, 2663 nucleotides long. Lineage: Eukaryota; Fungi; Basidiomycota; Agaricomycetes; Polyporales; Cerrenaceae. The record is from the annotation of a GenBank genome assembly.
GGGGCGUCUGCGAGCCUGUCCAUCGUCCUCGUCGUUGUUCACUGACUGUCAUCGUCUCUGGUCUUUUCUCCUCUUUCUUCUCCUUUUCUCCUCUCUCUCGUCUCCUCUCUCGUCUCCCUCUCUCCUCAUUCAGUCUCUAUCCUCUCUGUCUCAUAUUUGCCUUGUCUAAACUUCUCAGUGUCAAUUUUCGUAUUGCCUAACGAUUUCAUUAUCUUCCUGUCGCCAUGAAUCCAAUGAGUCCCAUGGGAGCGGCUGAGGCCCCAAGGCGGGCUCAUCUCUACGUCGGCAAUUUGAGUCCCAGGGUUACCGAGUACAUGCUUACAGAGAUCUUUGCCGUGGCCGGACCCGUACAACAUGUUAAAAUCAUCCCCGAUCGCAACUACCAACACGGCGGUCUCAACUAUGGCUUCGUUGAAUACAUGGAUAUGCGAGCCGCUGAAACCGCCUUGCAGACCCUCAACGGACGCAAGAUCUUCGAUACCGAGAUCCGUGUCAAUUGGGCGUACCAGGGUCAACAAAAUAAGGAGGACACUAGUGGUCACUACCACGUCUUUGUCGGUGAUCUCAGCCCCGAGGUCAAUGACGAGGUUCUAGGAAAAGCCUUCAGCGCAUUCGGUACCCUUUCCGACGCCCGUGUUAUGUGGGAUAUGAACUCGGGCAAGUCCCGCGGUUAUGGUUUCCUCGCCUUCAGGGACAAGACCGACGCCGAGCAAGCCAUCGCCACUAUGAACGGUGAAUGGCUUGGUUCUCGUGCGAUCCGUGUCAACUGGGCAAACCAGAAAACACAGGGUGCGCCUGCCCCUGGGGUCCGUCCCAGUGGAGGCAUGGGCGGUGCUCCAGCUCCCAUUAACUUCCAGGGAGGGCCGCUCUCGUAUGAGUCUGUCGUCCAACAGACGCCUGCUUACAACACCACCGUUUACGUUGGCAAUCUUGUGCCAUACUGUACUCAAGCCGAUCUCAUCCCCCUCUUCCAAUCCAUCGGCUACUUAUCCGAGAUUCGCAUGCAAGCCGACCGCGGCUUCGCUUUCGUAAAGUUGGACACACACGAGCACGCCGCGAUGGCCAUUGUGCAGCUUCAGGGUCAGAUGGUCCACGGUAGACCCAUCAAGUGCAGUUGGGGGAAAGACAGAGCUGACGGAGGUGCUGGACUGUCUUCUGGUUCACUGAGCCCUACCCCUGCUGCCGCAGCUUACAACAUGCCUAUGUAUGGCAUGCCCCAACCCAACACGUAUGGCCAGUAUGGAUUCGCAGCACCUGGACUUGGUAGCCCCGCAGCUCCUACCGCUACUGCUGCCAUGGGUAUAGGAGCAGGUGUGCAAACUGGAGCUGCAGACCCCAACGCGGCCGCUGGGCAGGCCGCGCAAGGGCAGUGGCCCAGCGACUACUACUCUAAUUAUUGGGGCGGGUACUAUGGACAACAAGCCGCUGGUCAACAGGGCGCGGCAGAUGGUCAGCAUCAAGGCGCUGCUUAACUUCGUGCUCGUUUUCUUGUCAAUCUUUGGCCGUUGUAUCCAUUGUCAGUUUGUGUUUCGUUUAAGUGUGCUAGUAUGAAUCGAUGUUAUGUCUUUUAGCUGACCUCAGGUGAUUCUAUAGGAGCAUUCGCUCCCGUGUGUCGUUACUGAUAGGUGCUGUGCUUGAACGAUCGGAUAAUAAUAACGACAGUGUUGCUUACAUUUGCAAUGCAGUCCAAGUACUAGCAGUCGGACUGGCGACGAAAAUUUCUGAACGAAUGACUAGCGGGUGUAGAUUGUGACAAACAGUACGACAUGCAAGCUGUCAACCAACUACAACGCGUCUCCACCUGUCGCGUCACCGGUGGUCGAGAAACCACCUCCUCCUCCAUUGAUGCCCGGAGUAUUAUUGAUAUUCUCACCGUCUUCUGCAACGUUCGUGACAUGACCACCCUGGGCAUCUCCAGCGGAACCGGUGAACGCGUUGCCUCCUCCGUUAAGACGCUGGAUUGAAGGUGCUAGUGAUAUAAUCCGAGGAGUAAGUCACAAAUAAGUGUUAUAGGAAGGUAGACUUACGAGGAGGCGCGGGGCCAUUUGGGGCACCAGGCGGAGGAGGGGCACCAGCAGGACCCGGAGGACCAACGGGAGCGCCACCGUUACCGCCAAAAGGGGGACCGUUUCCACCACCAUUUCCACCGCCGUUUCCACCACCAUUUCCACCACCGUUUCCGCCACCGUUGUUGAAAGGGUUAACGUCACCCUGGUCUAUAUUACCGCCAUUGGCGGUACCUACCGAACCAGAGUAUGCAUUACCUCCUCCGCCGUUCAGGCCACCACGGCCACCUUCUGCAUCUCCAGACGUGGCCUGACCGCCAGUUCCUGCAGCUCCACCAGCGUUGUCGAUAUCUCGCUUUCUAGGUACGAAAUCUCCGGCGUCACCCCCAGUCGCGGUACCGCUAGUGGUGAACCCACCAUUCCCAACAGUGUCUGGAGCAGUGUGUAUGAGAUGCUGCAGAUGAUUACCGACGUGUGCUCCGACUUACUGCUGCCCGCCCCAUUGGCGAUGUUACUGGUCCCAUAGUUGGCAAUGUCACCACCAUUUGCAUUUCCUGCCGGCCCAGUGUAUGCAUUACCGCCCGAGCCACGACCACCACCGUUACCACCGUCGGCAUCUCCUGUGAAAGUAGCUCCACCAGAACCGGAGGUAUCUUG